Eptesicus fuscus (big brown bat) is the source of this 1913-nucleotide messenger RNA. RefSeq names its product eva-1 homolog A, regulator of programmed cell death (gene EVA1A). The transcript has 4 exons. NCBI's taxonomy places the organism in Eukaryota, Metazoa, Chordata, Mammalia, Chiroptera, Vespertilionidae. The record is from RefSeq and is a predicted model, not a curated record. Bases 516 to 944 code for a protein of 142 amino acids.
UUUUCCUCCCACUGACUCAGGCUCCUCCGGCGUCUGCGGGACUCGGCGCGAUCGCCGGCGAGCGCCCAGGCCGGGACCCCGCUCUCGGCGCCGUCCCCGGCGGCUCCUCCGUGGGGAUUUCUUUCCCAGGCGCCAGCGCCGGCCCAAGCCCCAGGCACCGGGUAGUCCCGCUCUUCCCUGGGGGACCCGCUGCAGGUCCCCCGGCUCGGCCCCGCGCCCCCCGCGCGCAGCCCCCGGAAGUGCGUGCGGGCGGCCCCGGCGAAGAGCCCGAUAAGCCAACUGGGGCCAACCAAGUUUCGGGACCUGUACUGCUGGAUACUAAUGUCACCAGAGAUGAACUGUUCUUACCAGAGAUUCUUCUGUUCCUGACAGCACACCUCUCCCCAGGGAGCUAAGGGAAGAGAAGAGAGGGAGGAGCCACAGUGAUCCAGCUGAAGCAUCCCUGGGAGGCGCCUCUGGAUGCCACGUGGAGGCUGCCCUUCCGCCGCAGCACGGAGCCUCUGACUGCCCAGCGCAUGGACAUGGCUCUGCUCAGCAACAUCCUAGCCACCUAUUCCUUUGUCUCAGAAAACCCUGAGCGAGCAGCCCUGUACUUCGUCUCGGGCGUGUGCAUCGGGCUGGUCCUCACCCUGGCUGCCCUGGUGGUGAGGCUCUCCUGCCGCGUGGACUGUCGGCGGCAUUCCCGUUCCCGGAAGAAGUUCCUGCCGGACCAAGAGAGCAGCAGUGACAGCAGCGACAGCAGCGACAGCGAGGAUGGCAGCUCUGACAUCUCGGUCCGGAGGCACCGCCGCUUUGAGAGGACUCUGAACAAGAACGUCUUCACGUCGGCGGAGGAGCUGGAGCGCGCGCAGCGGCUGGAGGAGCGGGAGCGCAUCAUCAGGGAGAUCUGGAUGAAUGGGCAGCCCGAGGUGCCCGGGACCCGGAGCCUGAACCGCUACUACUAGGGCAGGAGCAGGCCCCCCGCACCGCCGGAAGCAGGACCCCGCACCGCCGGAAGGAAGGGAGCGGGGCUGCAGGGAGGGUGGGCGCAGAGCUGAGCGCAGUUCUGCUGAGGGUACCGCGGACGCGGGAGACAUGCAGGUCACCCCCGCUUUCUAGCCAGGAGGACUGGUCCCCCGCUUUCGAGCCAGGAGGACUGAUUCCUCCUUUUGACUAAAUGUUUGGCGAAGCAGAAAACCCAAGUCGGUCCCUCCACCUUUCCGGGUCUUGGAAUGGUGCUGAAAAUCCCUCUCCAACAAUGGGGAUGGGGGUUAGAGAAACAGGACUGUGGUUUCUCUUGAUUUCUGAGGAUCCCAGAAGUUUCUGCAGACUUCAUUGCCACGUGGUCUUCCUUUACAGAAGGAAAGCUGUGCCUAGCGCGAGGGCUAGGGGCUGCAGGGUGAAUGCGGCCCGCCCAGUCAACGCAGUUUCCUCAGUGACUCCGUGCGGUGGAGGGAUUCUGAUGCCGAUAGCAUGAGCCAUGCUCAUUAUUUAAGGCUGAUUUUUUUAAAAUCCUGUGUUGCAAUUGCAACCUCGUCCGUUUUAACUGGCACCUCAGGGAUUCAAAUCCUAUAUUUUAGUAUAGUUUCCACUUCAUUCAUGAAAAUGAAUAGAAUUAAUGUAUUAUGGGAGAUGUGUCAGUGAACUAGACAAAGGUCAGUAACCUCAAAGGAUGAAGGGUUUUAUUUUAAAUAGUUUAUUAAAAAUAUAUAUUAACAUGGGUAUUUGAAAAUGCUGCAUAAGAAUAAAAGCUGUGUCCCCCCCCCCCCCUUUUAAAGAGCAGAAAAUUUUGUUAUGACUUUAGAUAAUCAUGAUUUUAAACAUGUUGUUAAAAAAAUAAAACACCACAAGUUUGGAUUUCCAAGAAAAGAAUUGAAAGGGGAGGUGAGGAAUAAAGUCAAAAUUAGAAUGGGAGAAAAAAAAAUAAAUGUUAC